Molecule: messenger RNA, 393 nt
Organism: Caenorhabditis remanei
Lineage: Eukaryota; Metazoa; Nematoda; Chromadorea; Rhabditida; Rhabditidae
Exons: 3
Coding region: 1-393 (130 amino acids)
Biological process (GO): purine ribonucleotide catabolic process
Cellular component (GO): nucleus; cytoplasm
Molecular function (GO): hydrolase activity
Source: RefSeq, a predicted model, not a curated record
AUGUCGGAAGUGGAUAAGGCUCAACUGGCAGCGAUCAAUAAAGACGUGCAGGCGAAUGACACGAUUUUUGGAAAAAUUAUAAGAAAAGAGAUUCCGGCGAAAGUGAUUUUCGAGGAUGAUGAGGCGCUCGCAUUCCACGACGUGACCCCACAGGCACCAAUUCACUUCUUGGUGAUUCCGAAACGUCGUAUCGAUAUGCUCGAGAAUGCGAUCGACUCGGAUGCGGCACUCAUCGGAAAACUUAUGGUCACUGCUGCAAAGGUCGCCAAAUCGCUCAACAUGGCCGACGGCUACCGUGUCGUCGUCAACAACGGAAAAGACGGAUGUCAAUCGGUGUUCCAUCUUCAUCUCCACGUUUUGGGCGGUCGUCAACUUCAAUGGCCACCGGGAUAA